This is a messenger RNA of Poecilia reticulata (guppy), 956 nucleotides long. NCBI's taxonomy places the organism in Eukaryota, Metazoa, Chordata, Actinopteri, Cyprinodontiformes, Poeciliidae. The record is from RefSeq and is a predicted model, not a curated record.
GACAGUUAACAUUCAAGCACAUUGUAUACAUGCCGCCCAGUCUCUCUCCCACAAAAAUAUGACCUGAAUCCAAGAUUUAUCCAUUUGCAGAACCCGGGAUCGUAAACUCCAUGUCUUAUCUCCUCCUUUGCUCUUCGCCUGCCGUGGGUUAUUUCACCAACUCCUCCAUAUUUCCAGGAAUUCCCACAAGUUCUUGUCUUCUGCUUUCAGUCUGAAUGAGAGACAGUGAAGCGAAGCAGCGUAAAUUCCCACUCCGUGAUUCCUGUCUUGCACAACACACGCUGACAUGGGGAAGUGAGUCACUUCCACGACCAAUAAAAGCCGGGACUUCUCUCCGCCAGAUUCAAACAGCAGCUGGAGAAAGCAGCAAAACCUGGAAGAGCAGAGGAAAAGAGCAACCGAGAGAAAGAAAAGUGAAUUAGCUACAGACGUUUUUGAAGCCAAAAUGAAGAAAAUCAGCAUCAUUACUCUCUCUGUCUUAAUCUUCUUGACCUUUGUUCCCACCAGCAAAGGAAUGAGUCUGAGAAGCUUAGGAGUGGAGCUGCACUGCCGCUGUAUCCAGACUGAGAGCAGACCAAUAGGGCGCCACAUAGAGAAAGUGGAGCUGAUUCCUGCCAACUCUCACUGCGAGGAGACUGAGAUCAUUGCCACUCUAAAAAAGGAUGGCCAAGAAGUUUGCCUGGACCCCGAGGCUCCAUGGGUGAAGAAAGUAAUUCAGAGAAUCAUGGCAAACAAGAAACGAUGAGGAGAAAUGAAUAAAGGCAACGACUUCAAAGAAUCAAAAGACUUGACUUGGUCUGACGAUGGGUCACUAAACUUUGAUUCGCCUGAUGCUGAAUCAAAGUUCAGAAUCUUUGUUCUCAAAUUGUUUGCAUCAAUGCUGCACAGUGGCACAGUUGGUAGAGCUAUUGCCUUGCAGCAAGAAGGUACUGGGUUUGAUUCCCAGCCCGGGGACU